AUGUCCAUUGUCGGCUUGUGCUACUUUGCGGUUUGCGGCGGACCCAUUGGCUCCGAGUACAUCAUUUCCGCUGGUGGUCCGCUGAUCGGAUUCAUCUUUUUGCUGUUGUUUCCCUUCAUCUUCGGGAUCCCAAUCGCUUACGUGACGGCUGAGCUGAGCACCACCUUCCCACAGGACGGAGGCUACACGGUUUGGGUGCUGAAUGCUCUGGGACCUUUCUGGGCUUUCCAGACGGGCUACUGGGCGUGGGUUUCAGGCGUGAUCGACAACGCCAUUUACCCUGCACUUGCAGUGGCUACGUUCACUGAUGUCUAUGGAUCCAUCGACUCGCCCGUUGCAGAGUACUUCAUCAAAGCAGCCAUCGCGGUAGCGCUGGCGCUUCCGAAUCUGCUGGGUAUCCGCAUCGUGGGCAGAGGAAUGGCGGAUUGGGGUGCAGUGAGCGAAGUUCGUCGUUCUGACAUCGUGUACGAUGAAAAUGGAGAUUUCGUCAGCAUGUCUGGCGGUCUUGAUAUCGAUUGGUCGCUGCUGAUCAACACGCUCUUCUGGAACUUCAACGGUGCCGUUGGGAUGUCGGUGUUCGGUGGCGAGGUAGCCAACCCAGGGUAUACGUAUCCACGCGCGCUGCUGCUCUCCGUGCUGCUGGUGGCGCUCACAUACUUGGCGCCACUGUUUGGUGCCACGGUGUUCAACUCGCCGCACUGGACGACGUGGGAAGAAGGGUCGUUCUCAAGCAUAGCGGAAGACAUCGGCGGGAGCUUUCUCUCGAACUGGGUUGUUCUGGCGACCUUCUGCAGCAAUGCCGGCAUGUACAUCGCUGAGCUCUUUUGCGACUCGUUCCAGAUCCUGGGAAUGGCGGAAUGUGGCCUCGCUCCAGUAUUCCUAAAGGCGCGCAACAAACGCUUCAACACGCCUCACAACGCGGUCUUUGCCAGUCUCGUGAUCAUCCUCACCAAUGCGCUUUCAGCUUUCUAUCAGCUGCUGAUUUUGAUCGCGUUCGUCAAGCUGCGCUUCUCGCAACCCGAUACCGAACGCCCGUUCAAAGUCCCCGGAAAUAGUGCUCUCCUGAUCAUCGCCCUCUUGAUCACAACCGGUCUUCUCAUUUACAUCGCGGUUGACGUCUUUUUCACGAUCACCCCGGCGAUGUUAGUCGUGGGCAUGACGCUUGCUGGCCUUUUCUACGCUCGUUGGAAAAAGUUCACCCGCGCGCAAUUUCGUCAACUUGCCACCAACUCCGAGUCCUGA
Phytophthora sojae is the source of this 1242-nucleotide messenger RNA. RefSeq lists its product as hypothetical. Gene Ontology annotation, biological process: transmembrane transport. The record is from RefSeq and is a predicted model, not a curated record. The transcript is spliced from 9 exons. Lineage: Eukaryota; Oomycota; Peronosporomycetes; Peronosporales; Peronosporaceae. Gene Ontology annotation, molecular function: transmembrane transporter activity. Gene Ontology annotation, cellular component: membrane. The coding region runs from base 1 to 1242 and encodes 413 amino acids.